This is a messenger RNA of Anopheles merus, 4401 nucleotides long. RefSeq lists its product as uncharacterized. Gene Ontology annotation, biological process: glycosphingolipid biosynthetic process. Gene Ontology annotation, molecular function: alpha-1,4-N-acetylgalactosaminyltransferase activity. The record is from RefSeq and is a predicted model, not a curated record. NCBI's taxonomy places the organism in Eukaryota, Metazoa, Arthropoda, Insecta, Diptera, Culicidae.
UCCAUCAUCCGGCAAUGUUUAUGUUAUUUACUUUGGCAAUAUCAGUAUCAGUGAAUCAUUUUGUAAAGAGAUGUAAAUAAUUUGCUCCAAAAAUACCGUUUUGCGUCACGCAUCGAGGUGCAUAGUGUGGUAGCCACUCGACAGAACCGGGUCCCGAUGUCUUUCUGGCUGCAACCGAUGCGAUACAAACGGCGGAUCGUGUACGUGUUUCUGUUUCUUUCGGCCGCACUCUACGUCCUGUACAGCUGCAUUCCGGAUCCGCCGAUACACAACUGUUUCCAGAUCGUUCCCGGGGACAGCUUCGUCGCCGGGGAUAGCUUGGAAGAUGUGCAGCAGUCUAUGCCGCAGCCGACCGACGAUGGGCGUAACAUCUUCUUUCACGAAACAUCCUGCUUGAAGGAGGACGGUAUUGUGCGACUGAACGCCCGACAAGCCUGUGCAAUCGAGUCGGCUGCCCGGGCCAAUCCGGAGUGGAACGUGUAUGUACUGUUUGCAGCCCCGGUUGGCUUCCGGAACCGCACGACACAGCCAGUCCUUGACGCACUGCUCGAGUAUCGCAAUGUGCAUCUGCGCUACGUCAACUUGACCACAUACGCGAACGACACGCCGCUGGAAGAAUGGAUGGCGAGUGGGGAAAUCUUUCGCUCGCUGUACAUGAACUCGCAUCUGUCCGAUGUGAUGCGCUAUCUGACCCUGUACAAGUACGGUGGAACGUACCUUGAUCUGGAUGUGAUCGUGCAGCAAUCGUUUGAGAAGCUGGAACCGAACUAUGCCGGUGCCGAGUCGGUGCGAUGGGUUGCGGCCGGCGUGAUGAACUUCGAACCGAAAGGCCACGGUCAUGAGCUGGCGGAAAUGUGUGUUCGCGACCUGCUGGCCAACUUCAAUGGCAAGGACUGGGGCAACAAUGGCCCGGGGGUGGUAACGCGCGUACUGCAAAAGUACUGCCACACCCGGUCGACGGCUCACAUGACCCGGGAACGGUGCCGGCACUUUACCGUCUAUCCGAUCAGUGCAUUUUACGCGAUAGGGUACGAAGAUUAUCGGCAGUUUUUCGAGGAACAGUACCUGGAGCAUGCCCUCUACACGCUCAAUCAAUCGAUCGUGGUGCACGUGUGGAACAAGUUUAGUAAGAACCAUCCGGUGCGGGUUGGGUCACGGGUCGCUUACGGUGUGCUAGCCGAACGGCACUGUCCCAAAGUGUACCGUUCUUGCGGGACCAUCAAACAACUUAACGUGGCGGACAACACUGCUGAGAUACGACUACUCAAGCUUUUCUGCGUGAACACAAGUAAAAUGUUCUCGCAUAGAAAGUGUCGCUUUGUUCUUUAUAUCGUUGGUGCAUUCGUUUUUCUUCUGCUGGUACGUCGCAUUGGUGAUCACCAGUGGAGAAUUACGCCGCACAUUUACUCUCAAAUUGUCGAAGAAGAUUUGGAAUUUUGGGAAUCAUACGAAAACCGAUUUUCCGCCACAAAACAAUUACACCAACAGAAAAGUGAAUCCGUCACAGUUCCGUCUUCUACAUUGAAGCGUGUCGCCACGACUACCUCCGCACCAACAACUCCGAGUCCAUGGAUCGACACCUGUUUCAAGAUCUUCGGCAGUAAUGUCACUACCGGGUACAGCUUACACGGCAAACACAUACUGGAGGAUGUGCAGCAGUCCGUACCGCAGCCGACCGACGAUGGCCGUAACAUCUUCUUUCACGAAACAUCCUGCUUGAAGAAGGACGGUAUUGUGCGGCUGAAUGCCCGACAAGCCUGUGCAAUCGAGUCGGCUGCCCGGGCCAAUCCGGAGUGGAACGUGUAUGUACUGUUUGCAGCCCCGGUUGGCUUCCGGAACCGCACGACACAGCCAGUCCUUGACGCACUGCUCGAGUAUCCCAAUGUGCAUCUGCGCUACGUCAACUUGACCACAUACGCGAACGAAACACCGCUGGAAGAAUGGAUGGCGAGGGGGGAAAUAUUACGCUCACAGUACAUGAACUCGCAUCUGUCCGAUGUGAUGCGCUAUCUGACCCUCUACAAGUAUGGUGGAACGUACCUUGAUCUGGAUGUGAUCGUGCAACAGUCUUUUGAGAAGCUGGAACCGAACUAUGCCGGUGCCGAAUCGUUUGAUUUGAUUAAUUCCGCUGUAAUGAACUUGGAACCGAAAGGCCACGGUCAUGAGCUGGCGGAAAUGUGUGUUCGAGACCUACUGGCCAACUAUAAUGGUUAUCAAUGGGCUCAAAAUGGUCCAGGGGUAAUAACGCGCGUAUUGGUAAAGCACUGCCAUACCCAGUCGAUCACCAACAUGACCCAGCAUUGUUCCCAGCACUUUACCGUCUAUCCACCCAGCGCUUUUUACGCAAUUGCGUAUUGGAAUUAUAAACAGUUUUUUGAAGAACCGUACCUAAAGUCGGUCCUCGAUGCGCUCAAUCAAUCGAUCGUGGUGCACCUGUGGAACAAGCUGAGUAAAGACAAUCCGGUGUGGGUUGGGUCACGGGUCGCUUACGGUGUGCUAGCCGAACGGUACUGCCCCAAAGUGUACCGGUCUAGUGGACACGUUUUCCUUACACGGAAAAACAUACUGGAGGAUGUGCAGCAGUCCGUACCGCAACCGACUGACGAUGGCCGUAACAUCUUCUUUCACGAAACAUCCUGCAUGAAGAAGGACGGUAUUGUGCGGCUGAAUGCCCGACAAGCCUGUGCAAUCGAGUCGGCUGCCCGGGCCAAUCCGGAGUGGAACGUGUAUGUACUGUUUGCAGCCCCGGUUGGCUUCCGGAACCGCACGACACAGCCAGUCCUUGACGCACUGCUCGAGUAUCCCAAUGUGCAUCUGCGCUACGUCAACUUGACCACAUACGCGAACGAAACACCGCUGGAAGAAUGGAUGGCGAGGGGGGAAAUAUUACGCUCACAGUACAUGAACUCGCAUCUGUCCGAUGUGAUGCGCUAUCUGACCCUCUACAAGUAUGGUGGAACGUACCUUGAUCUGGAUGUGAUCGUGCAACAGUCUUUUGAGAAGCUGGAACCGAACUAUGCCGGUGCCGAAUCGUUUGAUUUGAUUAAUUCCGCUGUAAUGAACUUGGAACCGAAAGGCCACGGUCAUGAGCUGGCGGAAAUGUGUGUUCGAGACCUACUGGCCAACUAUAAUGGUUAUCAAUGGGCUCAAAAUGGUCCAGGGGUAAUAACGCGCGUAUUGUUUUUUGAAGAACCGUACCUAAAGUCGGUCCUCGAUGCGCUCAAUCAAUCGAUCGUGGUGCACCUGUGGAACAAGCUGAGUAAACAAUCCGGUGCGGGUUGGGUCACGGGUCGCUUACGCUGUGCUAGCCGAACGGCACUGUCCCAACGUGGUACAAUCAGCUCCUCCAAAAUGAUCUCACAUAAUUCGUUCCGCUACGUUCGAUAUGCUGUGUGUGCAUUAUUGCUGCUGCUGCUGUUUCGAUUGAUACGCGAUCGCCGCCCGAAACCGGCGUACAUUCCCGCCGACGUUGCUCAAGGAGAUCCGGGCUUUCUGACGUCCUACGACACCUCGAAAGACUUGCACGCGCACAGCAGCGUGUACUUUAUCGAAUCGUCCGCACCGUUCAAGCGCAUCAUCACGAUCGGACCGCGGCAGGCGUGCGCGAUCGAGUCGGCAGCACGUGCCAAUCCGCUCAAGAAGAUAAUCGUCCUGUUCGCCUCCUGGAACCCAAUAACGAACCCCAGCCAGGUACGGUUUCCCGAUCUGCCAACGUUGGCGGGGUUUGGAAACGUUCACUUCCGCUGGCUAGAUUUGAACCGGUUCGCGCAAGGUACACCGGUGGAGGCGGUGAUCCGAUCGGACCGGCUGCACGAACGGCCGAAUGGUGCCGAGUAUCUGUCGGAGAUAUUGCGCCUGGUGCUGCUGUACAAGUACGGUGGCAUCUACCUCGACCUCGACGUGGUGACGCUGAAAACGCUCGACUUUGUCAAUGCAAUUUUCGGCGCCGAAACGGAACGGCUUGUCGGAACGUCCGUAAUCGGACUAAGGCGGGGCGGGUUUGGGGAACUGUUUGCCGAGCGUUGUCUCAACAACUUCAAAUAUUUCGACGAACAAAAAAACAUCCGCAAUGGGUCCUUUCUACUCACCUACCAGGUCGUUCAGACGUGCGAAACACUCACCCUACAGGAGAUCCUUGACAGCGGCUGCCGCGGAAUGCUGCAGGUGCACCGGCGGAGUAUCCUUCAUCCCUUCGACGAAACCAACGUGGGCAUGAUGUUCGAUCCUAGCCGGCUGGAGGAAGCGAAGGACCGCCUUGCCCAUGCGAUGACCGUUCACAUGCUCCAUCGUACUAGCGGGAAGAUGCGAGUCGCUGGCGGCACAACGGGCUAUCAGUUGAUUGCCCAAAACUACUGUCCAAGGGUGUAUGAAGAAAAUAGCUUGAUUUUUAAAAAAGGAUAA